GCUACGUUUCCUUGUUUUCCGGCCAUCUUCGCAGUGGGCACUGAGCCAGUUAGUACAAGUAUAAUAUCAUCACUCCAAGAACUGUAAUUAAUCAGCUAGUAACUCAGGAUGACAAGCUGCGAGCAACAGUCCUCAGCUGGACUGCUGUGUGAAUAGGACUCUCUGCCAAAGUCUAUCAUUUCAUUUCCGACUUUAUCUGCCAAGUACACCGGCCGCAAAGAUGGAAUUCUUUGCCUCGAAUUAAAUAUCGAUCUACAAAUUCCAUUAAGUAGGCGUAGAGAGCGUACUAUUGCUUGGAGAUGUCGAUGAACGGUUUCUUUAUCCUCUUUCUGUUCCUGGCCACAAAUAUAUCUUCYGUACUUCCCCGAAUCUUAGAAUGUACAGAGGCCAUACAAGGAGACGUACUGCUGUCUCGUUACCAGCAGACUGUACCCGGAGGUCGAAGAGUAAGAAGAGCCGUUACUUCAGUCAAGUCAGAAAUUUGGCCCAACAACACGAUUCCAUAUGUGAUUGGUUCUGGAUUCUCUGAAUGGGCAAAGCUGCAGAUCAAGAAGGCAAUAAGAAUAUGGCAGAAACACACAUGCAUUAAAUUCGUUCCUCGAACCAAUGAGACYGACUACACUGAGAUAAGAAGAGUAUCUGGCUGCUGUUCUACAGUCGGUCGUCAGGGUGGAGUGCAGCACCUGUUGCUAGGUUACGGCUGCCACACCCUUCYCAUCAUCCUACACGAGUUAGGUCACCUGGUAGGGUUCUGGCACGAACAAAGCCGACCUGAUCGAGACGACUACGUGGUGAUUCUUUAUGAAAACAUUCAACCAGGACAGACGCAUAAUUUUGGAAAGCAAUUCUCGACUCAUCCUUUGGAUCAGCCUUUUGACUACAGAUCCAUAAUGCUUUACGGAACCAACGUGUUCAGCAGAAAUAACCGACGAACCCUUAAGCCUAGGAUAUCUACGUAUAACCUGAAAGAACAAGGCUUCGACUACUUCUAUGCGCACACGCGUGGCGGCGCGUCGUCGCUUAGUAAGAGUGAUAUCCUACAAGCGAACUUGCUCUACAAGUGCCCUUAUGUUCACGAAAACGGUGGUAUCCUAGUUGGCUCUACAGGUAAUUUGACGUCACCAAACUUCCCCAAACCGUAUCCAAAGCAACGGGACUUUACCUGGACUAUUUUGGCGGCCGAUUUCAAAACCACUCAAAUGCUCACCCUCACCAUUGAAAAAAUCAACGUUGGAGUUCAAGACCCGGAUGGUGAAUGCCGAGGUGAUUAUAUAGAAGUACGAAAGGGCAAAGGUCAACUGGCACCAUAUUUGGCAAAGUACUGUGGUAGUGAAGUACCUCGUGUUCUGGCAGUCUUUCACGACAGUUUAUUUAUAAAGCUACACUCGACGAACUCAACGAAGAGAACAACUAACCCUACGGUAGCUGCUCAUCAACCACUGUAUGGCUGGCGUAGAAGAAUUGUGAGUGAAGUUGAGCCUGUUGGAUUUACGUUGCGGUAUAAAGUCAGCGACUGCAAGCACGUGUUGACUGACCUGAACGGCACCAUCACAAGUCCAUACUAUCCCUCCAUAUACACCAGGGACAUCGACUGUAUCUGGCAAAUAUCAGCUCCUGUAGGCUACAGAAUCCACAUCACUUUCGAAGACUUUGAUUUCCGUCAAGUUGACAUCGACCAUGGCUGCCUGGACUACCUGGAAAUGAGAGAGGGCAAUGAGGGAGUUUCCUCCAAGUUCCUUAGUCUCAAUUGUGGGAGGAAUUUCCCAAAGGACAUCGUGUUACAGACMAACCACCUGAGGCUUUUCAUGCAUUCAGACUCACAAGACGCCAAAAGAGGACAGGGGUUUAAGGCGCAUUACAAGGCGGUGGAUAUUGAUGAGUGUCAAGAAACAGCCAACAUAUGCGAGCAAGGCUGUUUGAACAYAGCAGGGGGGUACAUGUGUGGAUGCAGGAGCGCUUAUCGUGCUGUUUUCACUGAUUCUAACCAAAUMAAAUGUGUAGAUAUUGACGAAUGCGAGAAAGAAAAUGGCGGUUGUUCCCACAUCUGCAUCAACACACAGGGCAGUCAUUUCUGUAGCUGCCCUACAGGUUAUUAUCUGGACAACGAUAAAAGAACUUGUGUAGAUUCAGAUGAAUGUAGAUUGUCUAUUUGCUCGCAAGGAUGUAUCAAUACUCCAGGGAGUUUCGAAUGCUCCUGUAAGUACGGUUACGCACUCGAUCCAGACAUGAAAACCUGUAAACUAGCUAUCCCAAUGUGCACCGGGGUGCUAUCCUCCCUCGUUGGGAAAUUCACAUCACCACACAUUCCUUCCUGGUUCCAAGGCACCGUMGACUGUGAGUGGACGAUACGAGUGCGUCAGCGGUAUACCAUAGGAAUGAACUUGAAAUUAUCGUGGUCACGUGAUCAGAAGUGUCGGAAUUACAUAAAGAUUUUUAUUAACGARGGUUCGGGCAUGCGCACAUUGAAGCUGUGCGGUCAGCAGGAUGUUGAUGGGCUUCUCCACUUCAAAGCAGACGAACUGAGGGUUCACUAUCAUAUUGAGGCACCAUAUCCAGAGGGGUUUUCUCUGAGUUAUCACAUGCGACCCAAGAAAGAUCAGCUCUGUGGAGGCACCUUUUAUGGUCUCAAAGGAACAUUACAGUCACCUCGAUAUCCUUCACCUUAUCCAAGCCGUUCCAAUUGUCUGUGGAAGAUCCAAGGACGACAAGGAAAGAAAGUUUUCCUGUCAUUUGAAAUGUUUGAUUUAGAGAAUGAUAGACAGUGUAAAUAUGAUUAUUUAGAUAUACAAAUGAAAUAUAAUUCCACUACGAAAAUGCGCCCCAUUGGACGGUUCUGUGGUACAAUGAAACCCCCUUUGAUAGGCGCUCGUGGAGGGGAAUUGUGGGUUAAAUUURUAUCAGAUGGUACUGUACAAAGACGAGGUUUUAUAGCGAAGUAUUACUACAACUAACUGGUUUUACCUAAGAAAAARACUGUAAUGCAUAAUUUAAAGCUUACUAAGCAUACCACCCUAUUUUAACUUAAAAUUAAAACAAAUAAUUAUAAAACUACGUAUCUUAUUUUACUCACCCAAAUGCCUAGCUGCUGAUCAAGACAACCAAAUUCCGAGAUGUUUUUAGCCUUUGGGCUACCUGUGGAUAUUUUACCACAGCUAACCCAAUUACAACGUGUCUGCGGCGCGGGGGUUCUAAAUUGCCACGUUUUAAGAGUGAAAAGAUCAAGUUCAAAUCCGGUUCUCUAUUGUUUCAAAACACCUAAAUGCCCAUUAAAUUUUUUACACAAGAAAGCGGUAUGAAUCAUUAACGAAUUUCCUUUGUUUUGAAGCAGGUUGUCAUCAACCAUUUUUGUCAGUUUCGGAUCUCAAUGAURCAUUACUUGUCACACACCCCUUUAACUUUUUAUAUAGUUCAAGUAUGUCGAACUUAAAAGCUUAACUUUUUUCAUACUUCCUCGUUAAUUACAUUUUUUUCUUUGGGAUAUGUAGAUAGUCUUGUAAACAAAAUCUCACAUCCUAUUUUACAUAACCCUCAAUAUUAAAGUACCUGUUUUCUAGAGUCAAAUUUUGUAACAAUGACCCUCAUGGUGAUGUAAGAGUCCAGCAUUAUUAUUAUAUAUAAAACACAACACAGGUUUA
This is a messenger RNA of Actinia tenebrosa (Australian red waratah sea anemone), 3635 nucleotides long. RefSeq names its product tolloid-like protein 1. Gene Ontology annotation, biological process: proteolysis. Gene Ontology annotation, molecular function: zinc ion binding; calcium ion binding; metalloendopeptidase activity. The record is from RefSeq and is a predicted model, not a curated record. Lineage: Eukaryota; Metazoa; Cnidaria; Anthozoa; Actiniaria; Actiniidae.